This is a messenger RNA of Lactuca saligna, 384 nucleotides long. The record is from the annotation of a GenBank genome assembly. NCBI's taxonomy places the organism in Eukaryota, Viridiplantae, Streptophyta, Magnoliopsida, Asterales, Asteraceae.
AUGGACAAACUGGAUCAGAAGACUGAAAAAUCUAAGGUUCUUUUGUUGAAGUUAAACUACGCAAACUGGCAUUUAGAUGAUUUGGAAUUAGAGAAAACUGUUCUUAUGAGUUGUGUUUCGGAGGUCAAUCAAUAUCUGCAACAUAUUAUAGAGACUUGUGAUUCAUUGAUCACGGUCUUGGUACGACAAAAUCUUGCUAACAAACUCAAUCUAGUCUCCGCUAUGCUUAACAAAAUUGAAGAAGAAGAAGAAGAACUCUUUGAAGGUGAAAAACUUGUGAGAAAGAAACAAGAGAAGGAGCUUGAUGAUAUUAUGAAACUUCGAAAAGAGUUAGAAGCCAAGGAAGCUAAAGAUAGAGUUUCGAAAGUCACUCUAGAGACUUAG